Python bivittatus (Burmese python) is the source of this 1084-nucleotide messenger RNA. RefSeq names its product KIAA1143 ortholog. Lineage: Eukaryota; Metazoa; Chordata; Lepidosauria; Squamata; Pythonidae. The record is from RefSeq and is a predicted model, not a curated record.
CGGGAGCAAAAUGGACGGGUGACAGAAGGCGCCGUCUCUUGACCCUCGCUGCGACCAUGAGCAAAAAGAAUCAGGUUUCGUAUGUGAAGCCGGCCGAGCCCGCUUUCCUGAGUCGCUUCAAAGAGCGAAUCGGCUAUCGGGAGGGGCCCACGGUGGACACCAAGAGAGAGCAGCUUCCAGUUCCUGAAGAGGACAGUGGAAGUGACAAGGAAGAUGAACAACCACAGGUGAUUGUACUGAAAAAAGGGGAUCUAUCUGCAGAAGAAGUUAUGAAGAUCAAAAAGGAGAUCAAAGAGGUUUCCAAGGUCACAGAAGCUGAUCCUGAAGAUGGGAAGAUUGUAUUCCGGAAACCUCCCAAGCGUUCAGCAGAAGAGAAGUAUUCUGGUUUGACAGUUACUUCAAGUAAGAAGAUUAAAGAGACAAAGAAGAUUUCUCCAAAUUUCCAAAAUUCAGCUAAGCAAGUGAAAAAUAGUAGUUUGCUUUCUUUUGAUGCAGAAGAAAGUGAUGAUUAGGAACAAUCUGUAAUUGCUACAUACAGUUUUACUUAAAGCAAAAUUUUAAGAGUAUAUUAUGGAAGCAGAAACAGUGUUUAAGUCCUCUAAAUGAGGCCUUUACAUUCUGCACUUAGAAUUAGUUUCACAUUUUUGCGCAUUAUACUUGAAUCUCCCACAAUGAGUGCAAGAUAUUUUUUAUUUGGGACUAAGAAUGCAAAAUGUUGCUUUAGCAAAGCUUCCUGUUCUUUCUUAAAAUGCUGAAGAAAUGUAAUGGGAUUAUGAUUGCACUGACUAUAUUGAUUUCAAAGGAAAGAUCCUGACACAAUGGAGGCUUUGGUGGAAAAAUAUUUGGAAGUCCAAUAUGUUUGUAACCAGGAGUGGAUUGUGUGUUGCUACAAAACAUGUAGCAGGAUUAACAAUGUAAAGCUUCAUCAAGGAGCUGAUCUGAAGUUGCUGUGUGCAACAGCUGUUUUUAGUAAAGCUGAUAUUUUAAUGCUACUACUAAAUGACUGUAAAAUUAUUUUCUGUUUAUUUAAAGUUUAGCCCUGUUCUUCAGAAAAUAAAAAUGGUUUUCUCAGUGUACAUCACAA